Messenger RNA from Vitis riparia (riverbank grape), 899 nucleotides. Its product is annotated as protein NDR1-like. The record is from RefSeq and is a predicted model, not a curated record. Gene Ontology annotation, biological process: defense response to other organism. The transcript has a single exon. NCBI's taxonomy places the organism in Eukaryota, Viridiplantae, Streptophyta, Magnoliopsida, Vitales, Vitaceae. The coding region runs from base 72 to 689 and encodes 205 amino acids.
AAUCAUUCGAAGAUGCCCCCACCCCACACCUGACCACUCCGGCACUCCGGAACACGAUCCCAUCUACCACCAUGGCGGAGUCCGCUGGCGGAUGCUGCCGCUGCUGCUGCAGCUUCAUCUUCACUCUGGGCCUCACUGCCCUCUUCAUGUGGCUCAGCCUCCGCACCUCCAACCCCACCUGCUCGAUCCAGGACUUUUACGCCCCGUCUCUCAACAGAACCCUCAACACCACUAAUAGCAGCUUGUAUUUCGACCUGAAGCUCGAUAAUGGGAACAAGGACAAGGGCAUCUACUACGACCCCAUCAACCUCACCUUUUACUAUGGCUCCACCCCGAACUUUUCGGUGGGCAACCUGACAGUGCCUGCGUUCUACCAGGGGCAUAAGAAGAACGCCCGCCGGAAGAUGUUGGUGCAGACGGCAUCGGUGCCGUGGACGGAGGCGCGGAACAACGGGACGGUGUGGUUCAGGAUGGAGCUGCAGACAAAGGUGAGGUUCAAGAUCUUGUUUUGGAAUACAAAGCGCGAGAAGAUCUCGGUGGGCGCUCCGGUGGAGGUCAACGCCACCGACGGUAAGAAAAUCCACAAGAAGGGCAUUAAACUCAAGUCCGGCGCACCGGAGCGGUGGAGGAAUCGUGCGCCGGUGGGCCUAUUGGGCAUUUUGGCUACGGGGAUUUUAGUUGUUUUUUGAUUAAUUUUAUUGUUUGAUGUGAUUUGAGACGUUGGGUGGUAUGGUCUGACGGGUGGAGGGUUCCGAUUGGCUGAAGUAAGUUACAUUGUUGUUGUUGUGGUUGUUUUUUUUUUUUUUUUUUUUAAGUAGCGGCGACUUGUAUCGGGUCAACUGAUUUUGGAUUAACGAAAGGGAAACGAAAUGUGUGGCUCCCAUCAUUGAUAGAUUCAA